Messenger RNA from Arachis stenosperma, 3842 nucleotides. RefSeq names its product DNA polymerase delta catalytic subunit. Gene Ontology annotation, biological process: DNA replication proofreading; DNA-templated DNA replication; nucleotide-excision repair, DNA gap filling. Lineage: Eukaryota; Viridiplantae; Streptophyta; Magnoliopsida; Fabales; Fabaceae. Gene Ontology annotation, cellular component: delta DNA polymerase complex. Gene Ontology annotation, molecular function: 3'-5'-DNA exonuclease activity; DNA-directed DNA polymerase activity; DNA binding. The record is from RefSeq and is a predicted model, not a curated record.
UUCUCUGUUCUCUCUGUCCCCUAAACCCUCCUCCUCCGCCUUCUCGUUUAUAGUGACAGCCAUGAGCAGCGGCAGCCGGAAACGCCCUGCUCCACCGACUUCGCAUCCCUCGCCGGCCACCCAGGCGAAAACCCAGGCCCUGUCUCAGGAAGAUGAUUUCGUCGAUGAGGAUGUGUUCCUCAACGAAACCCUCAUCACGGAGGACGAAGAGUCCCUCAUCCUCCGCGACAUCGAGGAGCGCCAGGCCCUCGCUAACCGCCUCUCCAAGUGGACCCGCCCUCCCCUCUCCUCCGACUACGUUUCGCAAUCUUGCAGCGUCCUUUUUCAGCAGCUGGAGAUUGAUUACGUAAUUGGAGAGAGCCACAAAGAGUUGAUGCCGAAUUCGUCUGGACCUGCUGCUAUAAUUAGAAUAUUUGGUGUUACAAAGGAAGGACACAGUGUUUGCUGCAAUGUUCAUGGGUUUGAACCAUAUUUCUACAUCAGCUGCCCGCCUGGAAUGGGUCCGGAUGAUAUCUCCCAUUUUCAUCAAACUCUUGAGGGAAGGAUGCGAGAGGCCAAUAGAAACAGUAACGUGGGCAAAUUUGUUCGUCGUAUUGAAUUGGUGCAGAGAAGGAGCAUUAUGUAUUAUCAGCAGUCCAGUUCUCAUCCCUUUCUCAAAAUUGUAGUUGCUCUCCCCACAAUGGUUGCCAGCUGCCGUGGUAUUCUUGAUAGAGGUAUUCAGCUUAAUGGUCUUGGCAUGAAGAGCUUCAUGACUUAUGAAAGCAAUGUACUUUUUGCCCUUCGCUUCAUGAUUGAUUGCAAUAUAGUUGGUGGUAAUUGGAUUGAAAUUCCUGCUGGGAAAUAUAAGAAGACAGCAAGAAGCUUGUCUAACUGUCAGUUAGAGUUUGAUUGCUUGCAUUCGGAAUUGAUUAGCCAUGCUCCAGAAGGUGAAUAUUCAAAGAUGGCACCAUUUCGCAUAUUGAGUUUUGACAUUGAGUGUGCUGGUCGUAAAGGUCAUUUUCCUGAGCCUACCCAUGAUCCUGUUAUCCAGAUUGCUAAUCUGGUUACAUUACAAGGAGAAGAUCAGCCAUUCAUCCGUAAUGUGAUGACCCUUAAUUCAUGUUCUCCCAUAGUUGGUGUUGAUGUGAUGUCGUUUGAUACAGAAAGAGAAGUCCUUCUGGCCUGGAGGGAUUUUAUCCAUGAAGUUGACCCUGAUAUUAUAAUUGGAUAUAACAUCUGCAAAUUUGACCUGCCAUAUCUUAUUGAGAGAGCUCAAGCCUUGAAAAUAGCAGAAUUUCCUAUUCUGGGCCGUAUCAGGAACAGUAGGGUCCGAGUAAAGGAUACAACUUUUUCAUCUAGACAGUAUGGAACCAGAGAAAGUAAAGAAGUUGCUGUAGAAGGGAGAGUUCAGUUUGAUCUGCUCCAGGUUAUGCAAAGAGACUACAAAUUAAGUUCUUAUUCUUUGAAUUCUGUUUCAGCACACUUUCUUUCUGAGCAGAAAGAGGAUGUUCACCAUUCUAUCAUAUCUGAUCUUCAGAAUGGAAAUGCAGAAACUAGGAGGCGCCUUGCUGUGUAUUGUUUAAAGGAUGCUUAUCUCCCUCAACGGCUUUUAGAUAAAUUGAUGUUCAUUUAUAAUUAUGUGGAGAUGGCUCGAGUAACAGGUGUCCCAAUUUCUUUUCUGCUUGCUAGGGGCCAAAGCAUUAAGGUACUUUCUCAACUCCUUAGGAAGGCAAAGCAGAAGAACCUGGUUCUUCCUAAUGUAAAACAGGCUGGUUCAGAACAAGGAACAUAUGAAGGUGCCACUGUAUUGGAGGCAAGAGCUGGGUUCUAUGAAAAGCCAAUUGCUACUUUAGAUUUUGCAUCACUAUAUCCAUCUAUUAUGAUGGCCUAUAAUUUAUGUUAUUGUACCCUGGUGACUCCUGAAGAUGUUCGGAAACUUAAUCUUCCUCCAGAAUCAGUAAACAAAACUCCAUCUGGGGAAACAUUUGUUAAAUCAAAUUUGCAGAAGGGAAUACUUCCUGAAAUUCUUGAAGAGCUUUUAGCCGCGCGUAAAAGGGCAAAAGCAGAUUUGAAGGAGGCAAAAGAUCCCCUUGAGAAAGCCGUGCUUGAUGGUAGACAACUGGCCCUGAAGAUCAGUGCAAAUUCUGUAUAUGGGUUUACUGGGGCAACUAUUGGUCAGUUACCAUGCUUGGAGAUAUCGUCAAGUGUAACUAGCUAUGGUCGCCAAAUGAUUGAGCACACAAAAAAACUUGUGGAAGAUAAAUUUACAACUCUUAAUGGCUAUGAACACACUGCCGAGGUAAUAUACGGUGACACGGAUUCAGUCAUGGUUCAGUUUGGUGUCUCUACGGUAGAAGAGGCUAUGAACCUGGGAAGAGAAGCUGCUGAAUAUAUUAGUGGAACUUUCACAAAACCCAUCAAACUAGAGUUUGAGAAGGUUUACUUUCCAUAUCUCCUAAUUAGCAAGAAGAGAUAUGCUGGUUUGUUUUGGACAAAACCAGACAACUUUGACAAAAUGGACACUAAAGGUAUUGAAACAGUUCGGAGAGACAAUUGUUUAUUAGUCAAAAACCUUGUGAACGAUUGCCUUCACAAAAUAUUGAUUGAUAGGGACAUCCCUGGGGCAGUUCAAUAUGUUAAAAAUGCAAUUUCAGAUCUUCUUAUGAACCGAAUGGAUUUAUCACUUUUGGUUAUUACAAAGGGUUUGACAAAGACAGGAGAUGAUUAUGAAGUGAAGGCAGCUCAUGUUGAACUUGCUGAAAGGAUGCGCAAGCGAGAUGCUGCCACUGCUCCAAAUGUUGGGGAUAGAGUACCAUAUGUCAUUAUUAAAGCUGCAAAGGGUGCCAAGGCUUAUGAGAGAUCAGAGGAUCCAAUAUACGUCCUGGAGAACAAUAUUCCUAUAGAUCCCCAAUACUAUCUUGAGAAUCAAAUCAGCAAGCCAAUUCUAAGGAUUUUUGAGCCAAUUCUGAAGAAUGCUAGCAAAGAACUUCUCCAUGGAAGCCACACAAGAUCUAUUUCGAUUUCUACUCCGUCAAACAGUGGCAUCAUGAAAUUUGCUAAGAAACAGCUAACUUGCAUUGGUUGCAAAGCUUUACUUAGCAAGGGAAAUCACACUCUUUGCUCACAUUGCAAAGGAAGGGAAGCCGAGCUGUACUGCAAAACAGUGACACAUGUUUCCGAACUAGAAAUGCUUUUUGGGAGGUUGUGGACACAGUGCCAGGAAUGUCAAGGUUCACUUCAUCAGGACGUUCUCUGUACAAGUCGUGAUUGUCCUAUUUUUUAUCGACGAAAAAAGGCUCAAAAAGAUAUGGCUGAAGCAAAGCUGCAACUUGACCGAUGGAACUUCUAAGAUUUUGUCAAGAUCCAUAAUUAGUUAUUUCUCCACAUGAAAGCCAGAUACCUUAAUUUUACAAUCGUUCGCAUCGUCUAAUUUGCUGUUUUGGGGAUUGAAGUACAACCUCUGCGUCUGCCUGCGGAUUCGGAAUCCUAUGACAUGCUCCUGGAAGGAAGGUAAAUGUAGUGAGGCUUGAUUUUUGCGUGGUCUAUAUCUAGUCUAGAUAUGAAUUUUCUAGUGGGAUAGUCUAGUUCAUAAUUUAAGCUUGUAUAUUUGUUCAUUAGUUUGGGCACGCUUAAUGUAAAGGUUAUACCAUAAAUUUGUUUCAGUAAAUGACAAAUUUGUUUCUAAUAGAAUUGGUUACUUAAAUGUGAAGGUUAUACCCUGCAAGAAAUCGUAUAAGUUGUCAAUGAGUACUAAGUAGAUAUAAUGAUAAUUUGACGAUCAAAUCCAUGUUUUGAAAUUCUCUCGACAAGGUAUAUCUUAAUUAUGAUCCUUGAAAGAGAGGGUGUAUAGGCUUGUCCCAUCU